This is a messenger RNA of Gossypium raimondii (Peruvian cotton), 1720 nucleotides long. Its product is annotated as amino acid permease 4. The coding region runs from base 121 to 1551 and encodes 476 amino acids. Lineage: Eukaryota; Viridiplantae; Streptophyta; Magnoliopsida; Malvales; Malvaceae. Gene Ontology annotation, cellular component: plasma membrane. The record is from RefSeq and is a predicted model, not a curated record. The transcript has 5 exons.
AGUAGCACCUCGUUGCUUCCGCAUUUAGUUGGAGUUAAGUUAUUACACCUGCAUACUCAAAUAAGCCUUUCUUUCCUUUGAUUUUCAGCUUUUACUUUCGAACCUAGUAGAGCUGCAAACAUGGGCGAGAACCACCGUGUAUUUAUCGAUAACCCUUCUCUGAACGACUCACAAUGUUUCGAUGAUGAUGGCCGCCUCAAACGAACCGGAACUUUCUGGACGGCCAGUGCACACAUAAUAACGGCGGUGAUUGGAUCGGGGGUUCUUUCGUUAGCAUGGGCAAUUGCUCAACUGGGUUGGAUUGCAGGUCCAGCUGUAAUGUUGUUGUUUUCCAUUAUCACUUUUUACACUUCUUGUCUGCUCACCGAUUGUUAUCGGACCGGUGAUCCUGUUUCUGGCAAGCGUAACUAUACUUAUACACAGGCGGUUGGCUCUCUUUUGGGUGGAUACAAAGUGAAGGUCUGUGGGUUUAUUCAGUAUGUCAAUCUUUUUGGUGUUUCCAUUGGGUACACAAUUGCAGCUUCAAUAAGCAUGAUGGCAAUAAAAAGGUCAAAUUGUUUCCACAAUAGUGGGGGGAAGAACCCAUGUCACAUGUCCAGCAGUCCAUACAUGAUGAUGUUCGGAGUCGCUGAGAUCUUACUUUCACAAAUCCCAGAUUUUGAUCAAAUAUGGUGGCUCUCAAUUCUAGCUGCUGUCAUGUCCUUUACCUAUUCCGGCAUUGGUCUUGCCCUUGGAAUUGCUAAAGUUAUAGGUAUUGGAACUUUUAGGGGUAGUCUUACUGGAAUAAGCCUUGGAACAGUUACUCCAGCUCAAAAGAUAUGGAGGAGCUUCCGAGCUCUUGGUGACAUUGCUUUUGCAUACUCGUUUUCAAUGAUUCUCAUUGAAAUUCAGGACACAGUGAAAUCCCCACCAGCAGAAGCAAAGACAAUGAAGAAGGCCACUAAACUUAGCAUUGCAAUAACAACAGCAUUCUACAUGUUAUGUGGGUGCAUGGGCUAUGCCUCCUUUGGUGACUUUGCACCUGACAAUCUCCUUACUGGUUUUGGCUUCUAUAACCCAUUUUGGCUUCUUGAUAUUGCUAAUGCUGCUAUAGUCAUCCACCUUGUGGGAGCAUAUCAAGUGUUUUGCCAGCCGAUUUUCACCUUCGUCGAAAAAUGGGCAUCACAAAGAUGGCCCGAAAGCAAGACCAUCACCAAAGAGUUGAAGAUCCCAAUGCCAAUCCGGGGUUUUCGUCCUUACAAACUUAACCUGUUUAGAUUGGUUUGGAGAACAGCGUUUGUGAUGCUAACCACUGUGAUAUCUAUGUUGCUUCCAUUCUUCGGCGAUGUUGUGGGGAUUCUAGGGGCAUUUGGAUUUUGGCCUUUAACAGUUUAUUUUCCAGUGGAGAUGUACAUUGAACAGAAGAAGAUAUCUAAGUGGAGUAGCAGAUGGAUUUGUUUGAAGAUGCUAAGCAUGGGUUGCUUGAUGAUUUCUAUUCUAGCCGGCACAGGUUCAAUAGCUGGUGUGAUUCUUGACCUUAAAGUUUAUAAGCCAUUCAAGACUACCUACUGAUCGUUGCUUUUCCGGCUCGGUGGUUCAGCGGUUAGUUACUGAUGGCAGAUAAAUUCAGCAAUGUAUUUGGAUUUCAGUUCACAAUAUGGUAAUACAAUACGAUACAUUAUUUAGGUAAUACACCAAAAUAUUUCGAUGAUAAAUGAGUGAAGUGGAACAAUUCACAGAA